This is a messenger RNA of Toxotes jaculatrix (banded archerfish), 2030 nucleotides long. RefSeq names its product dual specificity phosphatase 2 (gene dusp2). Gene Ontology annotation, biological process: negative regulation of MAPK cascade; protein dephosphorylation; endoderm formation. The record is from RefSeq and is a predicted model, not a curated record. Gene Ontology annotation, molecular function: MAP kinase tyrosine/serine/threonine phosphatase activity; protein tyrosine/threonine phosphatase activity. The transcript has 4 exons. NCBI's taxonomy places the organism in Eukaryota, Metazoa, Chordata, Actinopteri, Toxotidae. The coding region runs from base 222 to 1166 and encodes 314 amino acids. Gene Ontology annotation, cellular component: nucleus; cytoplasm.
UUUCAACCGAGCUGAAGCAGAGGUACUUUCCAGAUACAUUAUCUGUAGAUUUUAAAAACAUUGCUUAAAGUACUUUAUCGACUUUUAAUUGUCCCAGAAAAAACACUAAAACCGGGGUUUAUUUUUUUAUUCGCUGAUAUAUAUAUAUUUUUUUAGUUUUAAAGAACAAACAGUUUAUUAUUCAUUACUUUUAAAUUAUUUUAAAUCCACUUUUUUCAGCCAUGACUUCAAUGAGUGAGCCUUUGGAAAUUACCGGCAAUGAGCUGGUUCACAUACUCAGGACCCCCCGGGACCAGUACACCUCUGCCGGGUGUGUGGUGCUGGACUGCAGACCUUUCCUUGAUUUUUCUUGUGCGCACAUUUGCGAGUCCCGCAACGUCAACUGGAACUCCAUGCUGCGUCGAAGAUCCAAGAGCUCGGUGGUGGCUCUGGAGUGGCUCAUUCCGGACAAGGCGCUCCUGGGGCGACUGCGGCGCGGGGAGUUCUCCCCUUUGGUGGUAGUGGACGAGAGCAGCCGCUCCUUGGGCGAGCUGAAGUCAGAGAGCGUGGCCCAGAUGCUGAUCACCGCCCUUCAAAACGAAGUCCAGACUCAGAUCUGCUUUCUACAAGGUGGAUAUGAGGGAUUUUCAGAGGCCUAUCCAGACCUCUGUUACAACUCAGCCAGCAGCCACAUCUCUACAGUGGAAUCAGAGCCAGUGCCGGGCCGAAGGACACCAGCAUAUGACCAGGAUGGUCCAGUGGAGCUGCUGCCAUUCCUGUUUUUGGGCAGUGCUAUCCACUCCUCCCGCAGAGAGACCCUCACAGCGGCAGGCAUCACAGCUGUGCUCAACGUUUCCUCCACCUGCCCUAACUUCUAUGAGGGGGAGUUUGAGUACCUACGACUCACUGUGGAGGACAAUCUGGCUGCUGACAUCAGAGCCUGCUUCUCCACAGCCAUCUCCUUUAUCGACUCUGUGAAGCAGAGUGGUGGUCGCGUGCUGGUGCAUUGCCAGGCAGGUAUCUCCCGCUCUGCCACCAUCUGUCUGGCCUACCUCAUGCACACACAGCGCGUCCGGCUGGACGAGGCCUUCGACUUUGUGAAGCAGCGACGUCAUGUUAUCUCCCCCAACCUGGCUUUCAUGGGACAGCUGCUGCAGUUUGAAACUGAUGUUCUCUGCCAAGGAUGAAGACCCAGACACACCAAGAGGAAGGACAUUUCUAUGACCGUACUUUUUCAGUUAAAUCUCCUGCCUCCUUUAGGCAUUGUGCUGGACUCAGAGCAUUAUCGGGACUCGAAACAUAUGUAUAAAUAUACUAUUUUGUGCUAUUGAAACCACUAUACAACAGAAGCAAACACUUGGUGCAUUCAGAGAAAAGCCACUUGUGUUGCUGGCAUCACAUGGCUGGUGGCUCUGGAUUCCUACUUUCAGUAGAAACUGAGAAAUGAGAUCCUGAUGCAACAAACAGCAGUUGGAAAUAUAAACCCCACUGCAGUAACCACAUGAUGAACAAUUGUGAUUCUGAGCCAGCAAAUUGGAGCAGCUAUGAGGUAAUUCCCCUGACGUUUUGUACUUAAGGGGAAUUAUACCUGCUUGUCUAGUUUUGUUUGUGUGUUUGCCUGUUACUUUGACUUAUGUGCCUGAUUAUUUGCAAGGGCUUGCUUGUUUUCAUACUGAAAAUCAUUCCCUCACAGUCACGACCACUGUGACAUGACAUGUCUUUUCAUGAGACAACACUGUGUUAGCUAGGUACAGCAAUACUGGAUGAAUCUCAAGUUAUAUUGUCUAAUUUAUAAAAAAAAAUGCACUAACCAAAAACUGGUGUCUAAUCAGAAGUCUAAUCAUUCUGUAUCCUGAGAUAGAUUAAUUUUGGUACACAAAACUGGAAGUUUUUGUUUUUAUCAUGUAAAUAGAAUUUUUAUUUUUAUUUAUUGUUUCAACAUUUGUUAAGACAGCAUUACCAUGACUGCUGUCUGUUACUGCACUUUAUACUUACAAGGUUUGACUGAUUCCUUCUGUUUUUCCACUGAAAUAAAAACAGGGUGGAGAACA